Ostertagia ostertagi is the source of this 876-nucleotide messenger RNA. Lineage: Eukaryota; Metazoa; Nematoda; Chromadorea; Rhabditida; Trichostrongylidae. The record is from the annotation of a GenBank genome assembly.
AUGGUGACAACACAACCAGUAGCAGGUCCAAGCAUAGCCAAUGGUCCCGCCUUUCCUCCUGGAGUACAACCUCAUCGGAAUCCCUUCGCUGUGCAAAGACCACCAAAUUCCGAUGAGUCUGAGAGGAUGGUAUCAACUGUUCACCAUGUUGUGACGACGAAAACUCGUACGUUUCGUUCGAUCGCUCUCGGCCAAGUAUUGUCGUUAUGUCUAUGCGGCACGGGUAUUUCCAGUCAGUUGCUUUCAAAUCGAGGAGUUAACGCUCCAGCUGCUCAGUCGUUCACGAAUUAUUUUUUACUAUGCUUCGUGUAUUGCACCGCGUUAUCGUGCAAGUCCGGUGACGAAGGUCUCUUGGGUGUAAUGAGGCGGCGAGGUUUGCAAUACUUUGUAUUGGCACUGAUCGACGUCGAAGCGAACUACAUGAUUGUGUACGCAUACCAGUUCACGAAUCUCACCAGUGUACAGCUACUCGAUUGUUCGACGAUUCCGAUGGUAUUGCUGCUGUCGUGGUUAUUUCUCUCGGUUCGAUAUUUAAUUUCACACAUUAUAGGUGUUUGUAUUUGUUUGGUAGGCAUUGCUUGUCUGAUAUGGGCCGAUAUUCUGGAUGGGAAAGGAAGUAUAGGAGGAAGUCAUCGUGUCGUUGGCGAUCUUCUAUGCUUGGGCGGUUCGAUGUUAUACGCAAUUGCGAACGUUUCCGAGGAAUUUCUUGUGAAACAGCACAGUCGAAUGGAAUAUCUCGGCAUGGUCGGCCUGUUCGGAUCGCUCAUCUCUGGUGUACAACUGUUAGUUGCUUUUAUAGAGAGGCGCAAUGUCUCCCUAAACGCAGUGGUCUUGGAUGGUUUGGGGCGGCUGCUGCGAGUUUAUUAUCGGACUCAU